AUGGCCAUCUCCAAACUUGCUUGCAUCUACUCUGCUCUCAUUCUUCAAGAUGAUGAGGUUACAGUCAUGGAGGAUAAAAUUAAUGCCCUCUUUAAAACAGCAGGUGUAAAUUUUGAACCAUUCUGGCCUGGAUUAUUUGCAAAGGCCCUGAACAAUGUAAACAUUGCAAGUCUCAUCUUCAAGGUAGGAGUUGGUGGACCUGCCCCAGCAGCUGGUGGUGCUUCUCCUGCUGAAGGUGCUGUUCCUGCCAGCACAACUUCCCCAGCUGAGGAGAAGAAGAAAGAGGAAGCAAAAAAUGAAGAAUCCAAGGAGUCUGAUGAUGACAUGGACUUUGGUCUGUUUGACUAA
Dromiciops gliroides (monito del monte) is the source of this 348-nucleotide messenger RNA. Its product is annotated as 60S acidic ribosomal protein P1-like. Bases 1 to 348 code for a protein of 115 amino acids. Gene Ontology annotation, cellular component: cytosolic large ribosomal subunit; ribosome. The record is from RefSeq and is a predicted model, not a curated record. Gene Ontology annotation, molecular function: protein kinase activator activity; structural constituent of ribosome; ribonucleoprotein complex binding. The transcript has a single exon. Gene Ontology annotation, biological process: cytoplasmic translation; translational elongation. Lineage: Eukaryota; Metazoa; Chordata; Mammalia; Microbiotheria; Microbiotheriidae.